GAGCCACUAGCAGAAACUAGAAAGGUCGAGUGAAAAGAAAGCAGCAGCAGAGAGAGAGAGAGAGAGAGCCCGCCAAAGAAAACUCUGAAAACACACUGCCCUGCUCCGUCACCUCAUCUAUCUCUCCUUUUAGCUUCCAAGAUGAGUACCAUGAAAUUUUGCCGCGAAUGUAACAACAUUCUGUACCCGAAGGAAGAUAAGGAUCAGAAAAUCCUUCUCUACGCUUGCCGCAAUUGCGAUCACCAGGAGGUUGCUGAUAACAACUGUGUCUAUAGAAAUGAGAUACAUCACUCUGUUGGAGAGCGCACUCAGGUUUUACAAGAUGUCACUGCAGAUCCAACUCUUCCUCGCACUAAAUCUGUUCGUUGUACUCAAUGCAACCAUGGAGAAGCUGUCUUCUUCCAGGCAACUGCUAGAGGGGAGGAGGGCAUGACGCUCUUUUUUGUCUGCUGCAAUCCAAAUUGUGGCCAUCGGUGGAGAGAUUGAGAAUCUAAGUUUUGAUGCAAUGUUACAUGCUGAUCUUCACUACCAUGGAAAUAGUAGUAGUUUUAUGUGAUGAUAGCAUGUCAUAUGAAAUUUGGAAGGCUUUUAUUACUGAUCCAUGGACCUUCAUGUUAAGGGAUUUUGUAAAAUUUAUUUUAGGAGUUGGCAUUUGCUUGACAAACAACUGAGUACCUUUUGGAUUGUGGUCGAAAAGCCAGAGCAUUAGCAGUCUAAUUGCACAAUUUUUCACUGUUUAGAGUUUGGUAACACAAAUUUGUCAGAGCAGGGAGUGAGUCUUGAAAAACUGUAACCUUAACUUAGUUUGCGUAACACAAUUUCUGCUCUGAUGGUUUUGAUUUAAGUGUAAUUAAUUUUCAGUAUA
Molecule: messenger RNA, 865 nt
Organism: Quercus robur (English oak)
Lineage: Eukaryota; Viridiplantae; Streptophyta; Magnoliopsida; Fagales; Fagaceae
Product: DNA-directed RNA polymerases II, IV and V subunit 9A
Exons: 4
Coding region: 142-486 (114 amino acids)
Biological process (GO): maintenance of transcriptional fidelity during transcription elongation by RNA polymerase II; DNA-templated transcription; transcription-coupled nucleotide-excision repair
Cellular component (GO): RNA polymerase II, core complex
Molecular function (GO): nucleic acid binding; DNA-directed RNA polymerase activity; zinc ion binding
Source: RefSeq, a predicted model, not a curated record